Molecule: messenger RNA, 552 nt
Organism: Rotaria sordida
Lineage: Eukaryota; Metazoa; Rotifera; Eurotatoria; Philodinida; Philodinidae
Source: the annotation of a GenBank genome assembly
AUGGAUCGAGACAUUAUUCUAGAUAUUGAACUAUCAACUCGAACAAAUACAAUUUUAGCUGUUGAAAACAAUGGUGAACAUCAAUUAGCUUUAAUGGCAUCUUUUAUACCUACAAAUGAAGAUUGUCUUGCUCAUUUGACGAACGGUCGAUUUACAUUUAUUCCUCCAGGAACAAGUGUUGAUAUUCAUGUUGCUGAACAACUUCAGAAAGCUCUCGAGCCAUGUAUUACCAAUGUCAAAGUUAAAUGGAAUAUUCCAUCAUUAAUAUCGUCCAAACUUCAAACUAUUCCAACAAUUGUUCCACAUGUUUAUGCCAAUGAUCGUCUUUUGUUUUAUACAUUGAUCGAAAGUGAUCAAUUCGAUCAUUUCACAACUGUCGAACUCUGGAAUCAUGAAGAAACAGUUCAACUCGGACUAGCUAGAAUCGAUCGUCUACCAGAGAUUACAGAUAACAAUAAUCAAUUAAUAGCUCAUUUGGCAGCUAAGGCUCUGAUUCAAGAAAUUACACAUUUGAAAGAACCACAAGCAGGAUCUCAACAAACCAGAUUGUGA